This is a messenger RNA of Myotis myotis, 2016 nucleotides long. RefSeq names its product deltex E3 ubiquitin ligase 3 (gene DTX3). NCBI's taxonomy places the organism in Eukaryota, Metazoa, Chordata, Mammalia, Chiroptera, Vespertilionidae. The transcript is spliced from 6 exons. Bases 355 to 1401 code for a protein of 348 amino acids. The record is from RefSeq and is a predicted model, not a curated record. Gene Ontology annotation, biological process: protein ubiquitination; Notch signaling pathway.
UUUUGGGGGCGAAGGGCAGGGGCUCGAGGGAGGCGGGGGUCAGAGGAGACGGUGACGGCCGCCGGGGAGGGGUGCCGUCCCCGCCCUUCCCCUCGGCUCGCACCCCUGCACAGCCCCCUCCACCUUCGCGGUGCCCCCCCUUGUUGCUAAGGCCCAGGCCGUCAUCCCAGCAACAGCCUCAGUCAUGUGACCGGCAAUGGCGGCGCUGACGGGAGUCCUGGUCAGCUGAGUGUGGAAAUAGAGGGAUUCCUGCCGCUAUUGUGGUCCAUGGGCUUUCAAGGUCACACCGCCUACAAGUAGGGACCAGGGACAGAGAAAGAGCCUGCAUGCCAUUUCUAAGGUCUUCAGGAUCAAAUGUCGUUCGUCCUCUCCAGAAUGGCAGCCUGUGGAGGCACCUGCAAGACCAAAGUCACGGUCUCCAAGCCUGUGUGGGACUUCUUAAGCAAGGAGACACCAGCCCGGCUGGCCCGGCUUCGGGAAGAGCAUCGUGUGUCCAUCCUCAUAGAUGGCGAGACUUCUGACAUCUAUGUUCUCCAGCUUUCCCCACAGGGCCCUUCCCCCGCCCCUCCCAAUGGGCUCUACCUGGCCAGGAAGGCUCUUAAGGGGCUGCUAAAAGAGGCAGAGAAAGAGCUGAAGAAAGCUCAGAGGCAGGGGGAGCUUAUGGGCUGCCUGGCUUUGGGCGGUGGUGGGGAACAUCCUGAGCUGCACCGCCCGGGCCCCCCCCCUCUCCGAGCAGCCCCACUCUUGCCCCCAGGGGCACGGGGGCUUCCUCCUCCUCCUCCUCCUCCCCUGCCCCCUCCUCUUCCUCCUCGCCUUCGGGAGGAAGCAGAAGAGCAGGAGAGUACCUGUCCCAUCUGUCUGGGGGAGAUACAGAACGCCAAGACAUUGGAGAAGUGUCGGCACUCUUUCUGUGAAGGCUGCAUCACCCGGGCCCUGCAGGUGAAAAAGGCCUGCCCCAUGUGUGGCCGCUUCUAUGGGCAGCUGGUAGGCAACCAGCCCCAGAAUGGACGGAUGCUGGUCUCUAAGGAUGCCACACUCCUACUGCCCAGUUAUGAGAAGUAUGGCACCAUCGUCAUCCAGUAUGUCUUCCCGCCCGGUGUCCAGGGGGCUGAACACCCAAACCCAGGAGUUCGGUAUCCUGGCACCACUCGGGUGGCCUACCUCCCGGACUGCCCUGAGGGUAACAAGGUGCUGACCCUGUUCCGAAAGGCGUUUGACCAGCGUCUCACCUUCACUAUUGGCACGUCAAUGACCACAGGGAGACCGAAUGUCAUCACCUGGAACGACAUCCACCACAAGACCAGCUGCACAGGGGGACCCCAGCUGUUUGGGUACCCAGAUCCCACCUACUUGACCCGGGUGCAAGAGGAGCUGAGAGCCAAGGGUAUCACAGAUGAUUGAAGGACAUCCCUUUGCCAAGGCCCCUGCCUUUGUCCUCCACUAGGACCCAACAGAAGCCUCUGUUCUCCUCUCUCCCUCUGCUCCCCCAUACCACACAGUAGGGGACCUGUCUGAACUGGGGAGGAGUUCAGAGAGGGAUGGGGCAAUCCCUUCCUCUGUCCCCACAGGCCAAGUGCUUCAGUGCAGUGUGAGCUGCUCCCCUCUGGCAGAGGCUGUCUCUCAGGCUCUGCUCCCUCUGGUGUACAUACUCCCAGUCUUCCUGCCCCUUCCAUUGCCCUUGGCUUUUUCUGGUCUUUCUGUGCUCCAGUGAGGACCUGGGUGGGGAGGGGAGGGGAGGGGUCUUGAACGCCCACUCCCAUCCCAUACCGUUCCACUGCUGAACUUCGGUGCAGGGGAGGGGGCAUCAGCUGCUGGGAGCCCCCAUGGAGCGGCCCUGUAUGUUCUUCUUAACCAGUUCCCCAUCUACCUUAACCUUGUCCUUUCCUGUGUCUCUGUUUGUCAGUCUGUCUCCUGCUCUUCUCUGCCCCCUAUAAGGAGCCUCCUUACCCUGUUCUGGAACUGCCGCCAAACUGUAGCUUUUAAUUUAAUAAAAAUAAAGUAAAAUAUGCAACUCUA